Camellia sinensis is the source of this 1979-nucleotide messenger RNA. Its product is annotated as Peptidoglycan-binding LysM domain-containing protein. Lineage: Eukaryota; Viridiplantae; Streptophyta; Magnoliopsida; Ericales; Theaceae. The record is from RefSeq and is a predicted model, not a curated record.
GAUCAAAUGCAUUUUUUUUUCCACAACACACAAACACCACCUUUUCCAUUCUCACUCCUCUUUCCGGAAGAACAGGACGAAACGUCGAUACUCACACAAACCAGAAGAGAGAGAGAAAGAAGAAGAAGGGAGAGAGCACGAAUUCAACGACACCACUCAACGCAAAACACCACCAGAUCUAGGAUCUAGUGGAUAUACAUUUCAAUAUGUAUAUAUAUGUGUAGCUCCAAUGAUGUAUUAUUAUAGAUGCAGCAAGUGAUUUGUCGGGGUUUGUUUAGGGUUUUCGAAGAUCGCAUCGAGUUUCUGAUGGAGAGAGAAAAGCACGACAAUGGUAAUUUUUACUAUCUUAAUCAUCAUCAUCAUCAUCAGGAGGUAGAUCGAGUGAGCCCUGAUCGAAUGAUUUCAUCAUCAUCGUCAUCAUCUUCAUUGUUGGCUCGUCCUAGUACUCCUCCAAUGCCUCCCUCUUCUUGUUCGCCUGUUGGUGGUCUUAGUUACAUUGAACAUCGCGUUUCCAAGAUGGAUACACUCGCUGGCGUCGCAAUCAAGUAUGGUGUUGAGGUGGCCGACAUUAAAAGGUUAAAUGGCCUUGUGACGGAUCUCCAAAUGUUUGCUCUCAAGACGCUUAACAUUCCACUACCAGGGAGGCACCCCCCAUCUCCCAUUCUGUCUAAUGGUUUAGAUAGUCAAGGACCCAGCAGCUUUGAGGAGACCCCACCUCGCCGUAGGCAGUCUGAUUUGUUUGAUUCAUUUGAGUCGCUGAAACUUAAAUCUUCUCCUCAGCGAAGGGUUUCCCCGGCCAUGAGCAAUUUGCAAGGAUAUUACGGUCUAAAACCAGCUGAUCAAAGACGCGCAUCUGAAGGCUUUGAAAUGGUUGUUUAUCGAAAAGGGAGUUCUCAUUAUUUAGAGGACGGACCAUUUAAUAAACCUUCUCCUCUUUCUAACCCGCCUUUGAGACAUCAUAGAAAAUGUAAGAGUGUUGCAAACGGUUUCUUCUCAGAGAACGACGAACUAGCUGAUGGCUUCACAAUUACAGAAGCCCGGGAAGUUGACUCUGAUAAAUGGAAUGAGAAGUUAUUUAGAAGGCGUCAGAAAUCUGAAGCCGACUUUAGUAUUCACAAUCAAACACCAGAAAAGCUGUUGAAGGAUGAUAACAGCAGCAGUGGCGGAUUUUCAGCGAUAACAGGAAAGGGCUUGGCUCUCCGACCCAAGGCAGCUAAUCGAACUGCUGCAGGAGUUGAGGCAGAACCGGGUUUCUUGAACCGUAUUCCCAUAGCUUUGGCAGAUUCUCUCGUUGCGGAUGGUUUUAAUUCUGUAAGGAAAUCGUCUAGUACAUCAAGUUUGCACGAGCAGGAAAAUAGCACAUCUUCUUUGUUGGUCUGGCCCACAUCAAAAUGGAAUUUGAAGCCGGAUCUACAGGCCCUGUCUACUGCAGCGGUCACUGGCUUGCCAAAGCCAACAACAGGUCGCAAAAACAAAGCUGCACUCGAUUAGUAAAAAUUCCCUUUUGUGUAGAUUCAAUUUUUAGUUUAAUUGAUUUUGGUUUUCAUAUUUUGUUGGGCCGAUCAUAUUAUUAAGAGGUGAUUAGAUAGAUAGAGGGACAGGUAAAGUGGGAAGUAAUAAAACCGUUUUGAUCGAUAUUGAAUAUGGUAUCAUUUAUCGUUGGCUGACUAAAAGAACUUGAUAUUAUCGUUGUUUUUGGGAGUUGAUUUGCAAGCUAGAAAUGAAAGGGUUGAUGAUAGCUGCAGUAGAAAUUAGAACUACAGCGUUGACAAGAGCGAGUGCUCCGGGAUUUAUUCUGCCAUACAAGUUUACAAUUAUAGAUUUUUGCUACAAAAAAGGUGUGUAUGCAUUUGCAAACCUUUACAGGAGAGAAUGUAUAUUAGAUUUUAUUGGGACUCUUAUUUCUAUUGAAAUGGAGGAAAAAAACAAUACUGUUAUAUAUAUGUAUUUAUCUUUUAUAUUCUUUUGCUUUUGUUUCA